AUGGCAGAGCCUCCCUCAGACUCCAGGCUUUGGUGUCUGUGCCCCUCUGAGUGUGUGUGCGGUCACGUGGAAACCCGAGCCCACGCUGAGGAAAGGCUCCUGAAGAAACUCUUCUCGGGCUAUAACAAGUGGUCCCGCCCUGUAGCCAACAUUUCGGACGUGGUGCUGGUCCGCUUUGGAUUGUCCAUCGCACAGCUCAUUGAUGUUGAUGAGAAGAAUCAAAUGAUGACCACGAACGUGUGGGUGAAACAGGAGUGGCACGACUACAAGCUGCGCUGGGAUCCCCUGGAAUAUGAAAACGUGACAUCAAUCCGGAUCCCCUCUGAGCUCAUCUGGAGGCCGGACAUCGUCCUGUACAACAAUGCGGAUGGAGACUUUGCUGUCACUCACCUGACCAAAGCCCACCUGUUUUACGAUGGCAGAAUCAAAUGGACACCUCCUGCCAUCUACAAAAGCUCCUGCAGCAUCGAUGUCACCUUCUUUCCCUUUGACCAGCAAAACUGCACCAUGAAGUUUGGCUCCUGGACCUAUGACAAAGCCAAGAUAGACUUAGUGAGCAUGCACAGUCACGUGGACCAACUGGACUACUGGGAGAGUGGGGAAUGGGUCAUCAUUAAUGCCGUGGGCAACUACAACAUCAAGAAAUACGAGUGCUGCACAGAGAUCUACCCUGAUAUAACCUACUCCUUUAUUAUCAGGAGGCUGCCUUUGUUCUACACCAUCAAUCUGAUCAUCCCUUGCCUCCUCAUCUCCUGCUUGACUGUCUUGGUUUUCUACUUGCCUUCGGAGUGCGGUGAGAAGAUCACGCUUUGCAUCUCCGUGCUACUGUCGUUGACUGUCUUUCUGCUGCUCAUCACUGAGAUCAUCCCCUCCACCUCCCUGGUCAUUCCCCUGAUCGGAGAGUAUCUGCUCUUCACCAUGAUAUUUGUCACCUUGUCCAUCAUCAUCACGGUCUUUGUACUGAACGUGCACCACCGCUCACCACGCACCCACACCAUGCCAGACUGGGUGAGAAGGAUCUUCCUCGACGUGGUCCCGCGCCUCCUCUUCAUGAAGCGGCCCUCAGCAGUGAAGGACAAUUGCAAGAAGCUCAUCGAGUCCAUGCACAAAAUAGCCAACGCUCCAAGAAUUUGGUCCGAGACCGAAGCAGAGCCCAACUUUGUGACCUCCUCUUCAAACAGCCCUCAGAACAAUGAGCAAUCCCCCACAGCCUCCCUCUGUGCCCAUCUCGAGGAGCCAACCAAGCCCCCAUCGGUCUGCAAGUCACCUUCAGGCCAGUACUCUGUGCUGCACCAGGAGCCAGUGCAGGUGAGCUGCUCUUCCCCGCAGCCCCCCAGCCAUCCCCUGAGCGACACGCAAUCUCCCUCCAUCGCAAAAAGCAGGUCAUUAAGUGUUCAGCAGAUGUACAGCCCCAAUAAAGAUGAGGAAGGGAGCAUCCGGUGUAGAUCCAGGAGCAUCCAGUAUUGCUACCUGCAGGAGGAGUCAUCCCAGACCAACGGCCAGUCCAGCGGCUCUCCGGCCUCUCAACGUUGCCGCCUGAAUGAAGACAGGUCCCCGCGCAAGCCCUCUCCCUGCAAGUGCAAGUGCAAAAAGAAGGAAGCCGCCAGCACGUCAGGGCAAGGCGCCAAAGCUCACAGCACCAAAGAGCAGCCCCUUCUGCUGAUGUCCCCUGCCCUGAAGCUGGCGGUGGAGGGGGUCCACUAUAUCGCAGACCAUUUGAGAGCAGAAGAUGCAGAUUUCUCAGUGAAGGAGGACUGGAAGUACGUUGCCAUGGUCAUUGACAGAAUCUUCCUCUGGAUGUUCAUCAUUGUUUGCUUGCUGGGAACUGUCGGUCUCUUCCUUCCACCUUGGCUAGCAGGCAUGAUCUAAGAAUAGCUUUGGCAAGAACAAAGUUUGCCCCAUUCGGAGGGUUUUCGGCCGCCUGGAAGGAGACGGAGCAGGAGACAGGUCUACCCGAAUAAUUUACUGUGUGUCUGCGCAUGAAUCGUUCCUGAGAGCUCUGGGAACACCUUCUACGGUUCCAUCAUUUGCCAAGCCAUUCUCAUCUUCUGCAUCUUCUUUCUGGGGGAAACUGUUAUUAAUGUGUAUACAUAGCAUGGUGGCAUUCAUUGACGUAUAUCUAACAAAGGAAGGACAUGGGCACGAUUCCUGAAAGCAGUGCAAAUGGUGGCAUUGUAGACAGAACAGCCAAAUUAGUUCCACUUGACUCGAGAGAGGCGCCCAUGCAUCCUCAAAUAGCAAGGUCACCUCUAAACCUGAAGUCAUUCAGGAUGGUAUGUCCUUGUGACGGUCCUUUUAUAAAUAAAGGGUCAGAUUUGGGAUUCCUGCCCAGGAGAUGC
Molecule: messenger RNA, 2339 nt
Organism: Alligator sinensis (Chinese alligator)
Lineage: Eukaryota; Metazoa; Chordata; Crocodylia; Alligatoridae
Gene: CHRNA4
Product: cholinergic receptor nicotinic alpha 4 subunit
Exons: 6
Coding region: 1-1869 (622 amino acids)
Biological process (GO): monoatomic ion transmembrane transport; signal transduction; regulation of membrane potential
Cellular component (GO): postsynaptic membrane; synapse; neuron projection
Molecular function (GO): acetylcholine-gated monoatomic cation-selective channel activity; transmembrane signaling receptor activity
Source: RefSeq, a predicted model, not a curated record